GGGGGGCCAAGAUGGCGGCAGCAGUAGGGGUCCGUGGCCGGUCUGAGCUGCCGCCUUGCUUCGGCCCAGGCUGGCUUCUCAGCCUUUCUGCCUUGCUGAGUGUGGCGGCACGAGGGUCCUUCGCCACCACGCAUUGGGUCGUCACCGAAGACGGGAAGAUCCAACAGCAGGUGGAUUCACCAAUGAACUUGAAGCAUCCCCAUGACUUAGUCAUAUUAAUGAGACAAGAAACCACGGUUAACUACCUCAAAGAAUUGGAGAAGCAAUUAGUUGCUCAAAAAAUCCACAUAGAGGAGAAUGAGGACAGAGACACAGGACUGGAACAGAGGCAUAAUAAAGAAGACCCAGACUGCAUCAAAGCCAAGGUGCCCUUAGGGGACCUAGAUUUGUAUGAUGGCACAUAUAUUACUUUGGAAAGCAAAGACAUCAGCCCAGAAGACUAUAUAGACACAGAAUCUCCUGUCCCUCCAGAUCCUGAGCAACCUGAUUGUACCAAAAUUUUAGAACUUCCAUAUAGUAUACAUGCUUUUCAGCACUUGCGGGGUGUACAAGAGAGAGUUAAUCUUUCUGCUCCUUUAUUACCUAAGGAAGAUCCUAUCUUCACCUAUUUAUCUAAACGCUUAGGAAGGAGUAUAGAUGACAUAGGUCACCUCAUUCAUGAAGGCCUGCAGAAGAACUCUUCCUCCUGGGUCCUUUAUAACAUGGCUUCAUUUUACUGGAGAAUAAAAAAUGAACCAUAUCAGGUAGUGGAAUGUGCCAUGCGAGCACUUCACUUCUCUUCCAGGCACAAUAAAGACGUUGCCCUGGUCAAUCUGGCAAACAUCUUGCACAGAGCACACUUCUCUGCUGAUGCUGCUGUUGUGAUCCAUGCAGCCCUGGAUGACAGCGACUUCUUCACCAGCUACUAUACAUUGGGCAAUAUUUAUGCAAUGCUUGGGGAGUACAACCACUCAGUGCUCUGUUAUGACCACGCUUUACAGGCGAAACCUGGGUUUGAACAAGCUAUAAAAAGAAAGCAUGCUGUCCUCUGUCAACAAAAACUUGAGCAAAAAUUGGAGGCUCAACAUAGAUCUCUUCAGCGAACACUGAAUGAAUUGAAAGAGUACCAGAAGCAGCAUGACCACUACCUGAGACAACAGGAGAUCCUAGAAAAACAUAAGCUGAUUCAGGAAGAGCAAAUCUUAAGAAAUAUCAUCCAUGAGACUCAGAUGGCAAAAGAGGCACAGUUAGGAAAUCAUCAGAUUUGCCGUCUGGUCAAUCAGCAGCACAGUUUACAUUGCCAAUGGGACCAACCUGUGCGCUACCAUCGAGGAGAUAUUUUUGAAAAUGUGGACUAUGUUCAGUUUGGUGAGGAUUCAUCAACCUCCAGUAUGAUGUCUGUGAACUUUGAUGUUCCAGCAAAUCAGAGUGACAACAAUGAUUCCAUCAAGUCUUCUCCUGUAGCCCAUUCUGUUCUCUGGAUCUGGGGCCAGGACUCUGAUGCAUACAGGGACAAACAGCAUGUUCUGUGGCCUAAAAGAGCAGAUUGUACAGAAAGCUACCCUCGAGUCCCUGUUGGUGGGGAAUUGCCAACGUAUUUUCUGCCUCCAGAGAACAAAGGACUCAGGAUCCACGAACUCAGCAGUGAUGAUUAUUCUUCAGAAGAAGAGGCCCAAACCCCUGACUGUUCCAUUACUGACUUCAGAAAAAGCCACACUCUGUCCUACUUAGUCAAAGAAUUAGAGGUCCGCAUGGAUCUGAAAGCCAAAAUACCAGAUGACCAUGCACGAAAAAUUUUACUUUCCCGUAUUAAUAACUACACUGUCCCAGAGGAAGAAAUCGGGUCUUUCUUAUUUCAUGCUAUUAACAAGCCAAAUGCUCCUGUCUGGCUUAUACUCAAUGAAGCUGGACUCUACUGGAGAGCAGUGGGAAAUAGCACUUUUGCUAUUGCCUGUCUUCAGAGGGCUUUGAACUUAGCUCCACUUCAAUACCAGGACAUUCCCCUUGUCAACUUGGCAAACCUGUUGAUUCACUAUGGCCUUCACCUUGAUGCUACGAAGCUACUACUUCAAGCUUUGGCCAUCAAUAGCUCUGAGCCCCUGACCUUUUUGAGCCUGGGAAAUGCUUACCUUGCCCUAAAGAAUAUCAGUGGGGCCCUUGAAGCCUUUAGACAGGCUUUGAAAUUAACUACCAAAUGCCCAGAAUGUGAAAACAGCCUGAAGUUGAUCCGGUGUAUGCAGUUUUACCCUUUUCUAUACAACAUCACCUCUUCUGUUUGCAGUGGUCAUUGUCAUGAGAAAACCCCGGACAACAGCCAUGACAAGCAGAAAUAUUUUGACAACUCCCAAUCACUGGAUGCUGCUGAAGAAGAGCCCUCUGAGAGAGGAACAGAGGAGGACACUGUACUCUCUGUUGAGGACUCAGGGAGGGACUCAGGUGCUCUUAGACUUGAAAGUACAGUGUUUGAAGAAAGCAAUGGCUCUGAUGAGAUGGAGAAUUCAGAUGAAACAAAGGUGUCAGAAGAGAUACUGGCUUUGGUAGAUGAGUUUCAACAGGCAUGGCCCCUGGAAGGCUUCGGGGGAGCACUAGAUAUGAAGGGGCGGCGUCUAGACUUGCAGGGAAUACGGGUGCUGAAGAAGGAUCCUCAGGAUGGAGUAGCCAAAAGCUCUUGCUAUGGGGACUGCAGAAGUGAAGAUGAUGAAGCAACAGAAUGGAUCACAUUCCAAGUCAAACGAGUAAAGAAGCCCAAAGGAGAUCAUAAAAAAACUCCUGUGAGAAAGAUAGAAACUAAUCAAGCAGAAAAUGGGCAUCCUUACCAAGCAAACCUAGAGAUCACUGGCCCAAAGGUGGCAUCUCCUGGGCCACAAGGAAAGAAACGUGACUACCAGAGUCUGGGAUGGCCCAGCCCAGAUGAGUGCCUCAAACUCCGCUGGGUAGAGCUAACUGCUAUCGUGAGUACCUGGCUUGCAGUUUCUUCAAAAAACAUUGACAUCACGGAACACAUUGAUUUUGCUACCCCCAUACAGCAGCCAGCAAUGGAGCCACUGUGCAAUGGCAAUCUCCCCACAAGCAUGCACACACUGGACCAUUUGCAUGGGGUGUCCAACCGAGCCAGUCUGCACUAUAUGGGCGAGAGUCAGCUGACAGAGGUAUUGCAGAAUCUUGGCAAAGACCAAUAUCCACAACAGUCACUUGAACAAAUUGGCACCAGAAUUGCAAAAGUUUUAGAAAAGAACCAGACAUCCUGGGUCCUUUCCAGCAUGGCAGCCCUCUACUGGAGAGUGAAAGGCCAAGGAAAGAAAGCCAUCGACUGCCUCCGCCAAGCCCUCCACUACGCUCCACACCAAAUGAAGGUGCGUGGGACUUAUAAGGCAGCAGCUGGCAUCCAUGUCCUUCCUGUUGCCUAGGUGUUGCCCAGGCGUUUAUCAUGAGGCUUCAGCUAGCCUUCCUCACUCUCAGCCAGUCUGGAGGUGGAGCAUGGACAAGAGGGGCAGAGGGCCGCAGCAAGCCUGGAGCCAUCUCCUGUAGCAUGCUCCCCUCACCUCAGCGAGUUGGAGUGUGAUGAAGGUCUUAGGAUCACAUCACUUAGGACCUCUUCCACUGUAUUCACAGCUACCAUUGUACAUAGAGGACAUCAGCUAAGCCACCUGGAAGCCUCUCUGGGAGUUACCUUAGCCUCAUGGGGCCUCUUUAUGCCCUAUACUGGAGCUUGAGUUCACUAAGACAGAAGCAAGUUUAC
Messenger RNA from Perognathus longimembris pacificus (Pacific pocket mouse), 3718 nucleotides. It is a transcript of the gene Ttc17, whose product is annotated as tetratricopeptide repeat domain 17. The transcript has 24 exons. The coding region runs from base 12 to 3386 and encodes 1124 amino acids. The record is from RefSeq and is a predicted model, not a curated record. NCBI's taxonomy places the organism in Eukaryota, Metazoa, Chordata, Mammalia, Rodentia, Heteromyidae. Gene Ontology annotation, molecular function: protein binding. Gene Ontology annotation, cellular component: actin cytoskeleton; cytoplasm. Gene Ontology annotation, biological process: actin filament polymerization; cilium organization.